Jaculus jaculus (lesser Egyptian jerboa) is the source of this 2130-nucleotide messenger RNA. RefSeq names its product EI24 autophagy associated transmembrane protein (gene Ei24). The transcript has 11 exons. Bases 119 to 1141 code for a protein of 340 amino acids. Gene Ontology annotation, biological process: macroautophagy. The record is from RefSeq and is a predicted model, not a curated record. NCBI's taxonomy places the organism in Eukaryota, Metazoa, Chordata, Mammalia, Rodentia, Dipodidae. Gene Ontology annotation, cellular component: endoplasmic reticulum.
CUGCCGAGCGGGGCCGCGGGGGUCGAGCGGCGGCCCGGCGGGGCUGCGGGGUCUUUCAUGAUGAGAACUUCGGGGGUACUUCCCUCUCUGAGUAAUUGAUAGUCUGGGCGGUGAGGAGAUGGCGGACAGUGUUAAAACCUUUCUCCAGGACCUUGGCAGGGGAAUCAAAGACUCCAUCUGGGGCAUUUGCACCAUCUCAAAGCUAGAUGCCCGAAUCCAGCAAAAGAGAGAAGAGCAGCGUCGAAGAAGGGCAAGUAGUGUCCUGGCACAGAGGAGAGCCCAGAGCAUAGAGCGAAAACAAGAGAGUGAGCCACGCAUUGUUAGUCGAAUUUUCCAGUGUUGUGCUUGGAAUGGUGGAGUAUUCUGGUUCAGUCUCCUCUUGUUUUACCGAGUGUUUAUUCCUGCGCUUCAGUCGGUAACAGCCCGGAUCAUUGGUGACCCAUCACUCCAUGGAGAUGUCUGGUCGUGGCUGGAAUUCUUUCUCACCUCCAUUUUCAGUGCUCUUUGGGUGCUCCCCCUGUUUGUGCUUAGCAAAGUUGUGAAUGCCAUUUGGUUUCAGGAUAUAGCUGACCUGGCAUUUGAGGUAUCAGGGAGGAAGCCUCAUCCAUUCCCCAGUGUCAGCAAAAUAAUUGCUGACAUGCUCUUCAACCUUUUGCUACAGGCUCUUUUCCUUAUCCAGGGGAUGUUUGUGAGUCUCUUCCCCAUCCAUCUCGUUGGCCAGCUGGUUAGUCUGCUGCAUAUGUCACUUCUUUACUCACUGUACUGCUUUGAGUAUCGUUGGUUCAAUAAAGGAAUUGAAAUGCACCAGCGAUUGUCAAACAUAGAAAGGAAUUGGCCUUAUUACUUUGGAUUUGGCUUGCCCUUGGCGUUCCUCACAGCAAUGCAGUCCUCCUACAUCAUCAGUGGCUGCCUCUUCUCUAUCCUGUUUCCUUUAUUCAUCAUCAGCGCCAAUGAAGCAAAGACUCCUGGGAAAGCAUACCUUUUCCAGCUGCGCCUCUUCUCCUUGGUGGUCUUCUUAAGCAACAGACUAUUCCACAAGACAGUCUACCUGCAGUCAGCCCUAAGCAGCUCAACCUCCACAGAGAAGCUCCCCUCACCACAUCCAUCUCCUGCCAAACUGAAGGCUGCUGCAGGCCGCUGAGUUUCCUGCUGUCCAAAGGAGAUGGUGGGAUUGGAUGGAGGCUGUGGCAGCUCUUUUUCUUGUUCUCCUUCCCUGCCAGGGAAGGUGGGACCCACUGCCAAGGGCCUCUGCAUAUCCCCUUCUCUUUGAGGAACUGGAAUCUUUGUCUCUGGUGCACAUAAGGCAGGAUUGUCCUGACCCAGUAUGUGGAGUUUUACCACCACCGUGAGUCUGAAAAGACCACAGGUUUUCCAGCUUUUUUCUAGCAUUUACCAGCCCCUGUGCCUGGACAGAUUUGAAUACUUGGUUUUUCUCCCUGUGCCAUUACCCUUUCACCUCUCUUUGCUGCCUUCCAGCACCCUCGGAUGAAUGGGUUUUGUAAUCCUAACUGUUGUAUUUUGUGAAUUUGUUGUUAUUGUUUUUCUGUGAAGCACAUACAUUGGAUGUGGGAGGUGAAGGAGUAUCUCAGUUACUCCUGCUGACUCCCUUACUAGCCAUCACUGUCUUGUUUCUUGUAACUCAGGUUAGGUUUUGGUCUCUUGCUCUAUUGCAAAAAGAAAAAAAAGAAAAAAAAAAAAGAGCGAGCCUGAAGAGAUGGGACAGGACAGACCUCACAGCCAGAUUGGCUGGCUGCUGAGGAAUAAUUUUCUUUCUUCCCCUUGAAGGGGAAAAAGCUUUUUUUCACUGGUACAUUUAAAAUUCCCCAGCUAGGGGAGAUACCAAUUCUGGACAAGUGCCACUGGAAUACAGAAUGCUUGGAGAAUCUGAACUUUUCAACUCUGGAAGAUGAAAAUUUACUGUUGGCCACUGCUGGGUCUGAUUGGUAUUUCAAAGGAAUAUUGGGUACUGCAAAUAGGAACUGAAGGGGGGUAAACUUAUUAAACCCAUUAACCUGUGAUUGAUGAUGUUUCCCUGUCAUUUUAAAAGACUAAGUAGAAGGUGGGAGGUCUGAUGUCAAAAACUUGUACAAUUUUAAAAUGUCACAAUUAAAUGUGAGCUGGUUUCCCAUA